GGGGCGCGCGCGGCGGCGGGAUGCUGGGCGUAGGGCGCUGCUGCCGCUGCCGGCCGCGCUCUGCCCGACCCUGAGCCGGCGGCGCCGCCGCGCCCAGCCCGCACCUGCCCGGUGAAUAAUGCACUAGAAUGUCAGCGCUGAGAAAGGUGCUGCCUGGCAUACUGCAGAAGCAUUGCUGUAUUUUACCUGACCGGAACACAGAGUCACAGUGUACACUCUGUGGGGAGCCUGAAGAUUUGGAUUCUCUAACAGGGCAUGCAUUUCCAGAGCUGCAAGUGUUAUGGGCAUGUUGAGAACUUCCAGAAGCUGGAUUAAAGCAUCUCUUUUACAAUGAUAUCUAUUCUCGUCCUAAAGCUCCAAGCAAUGGCGAGUCCACCAGCUCCCCUGACCAGCAGUACUCAUGGUCGCCUUCUCACCACUUCAAUGAAGAAAGAUAUUCUCCUGCUUCGAGGAAUAUGAAAGGAUUAUCUGGCAGUCGCAACCAACCACAGUUAUGUUCAGCUCAUACUUGUGGCUUAGCAUCCCCUGAAGAUUGUGAACACACCCACGACCAUAUCCACCAUGGGCAGGAACCAAGGCAAUCGUAUCUUCUCAGCCCCACGGAGAGUUGCCCGAUGGACCACCAUCGUUGCUCGCCGCGCAGCUCCAUUCAUUCUGAAUGCAUGAUGAUGCCCAUGGUAAUGGGCGAUCACAUGUCAAGUAGCACUUUCCCCAGAAUGCACUACAGCUCACAUUACGACACAAGAGACGACUGCGCCAUGUCUCACGGUAACCCUAAGAUUAACCGCAUUCCUGCAAACCUUUUGGACCAGUUUGAAAAGCAACUUCCUCUUCACCGGGAUGGGUUUCACACUUUACAGUACCAGAGGACCUCAACAGCUGCAGAACAACGCAGUGAGAGCCCAGGAAGAAUACGCCAUCUUGUUCAUUCAGUCCAGAAACUUUUUACUAAAUCUCAUUCUCUGGAAGGAUCAUCCAAGGGCAAUGUCAAUGGAACAAAGGGAGACAGUCGAGGGGACGACCAUCAUCAUGGACACCAUUCCAAGCAUGGCAAAAGGAGUAAAAGUAAGGAGAGAAAACCAGAAACCAAGCAUAAAUCUGGAAUGAGCAGUUGGUGGAGCUCUGAUGACAAUUUGGACAGUGAUAGCACUUAUCGAACCCCUAGUGUGGUAAAUAGGCACCAUGCAGAUCAUAUAUCCCAUUGCUACCCUGAGGCGCUCCAGGGACAUUUUGGGGAUCUGUCAUUGAAGACUUCCAAAAGUAACAAUGACGUGAAAUGUUCAGCUUGUGAAGGGCUAGCAAUGACCCCUGAUAGUAAAUAUAUGAAAAGGAGUUCUUGGUCCACACUUACAGUAAGUCAGGCUAAAGAAGCUUAUCGCAAAUCAUCACUGAACUUAGAUAAGCCUCUGGUUCAUCAGGAAAUCAAACCUUCCUUGAGGCCAUGCCAUUACCUUCAGGUACCUCAGGAUGAGUGGGGAGGAUACCCUGCCGGUGGGAAAGAUGAAGAGAUUCCCUGCAGAAGAAUGAGAAGCGGGAGCUAUAUUAAGGCUAUGGGAGACGAAGAAAGUGGAGACUCUGAUACUAGCCCCAAGACAUCACCAAAAUUAGCAGUUCGACCCGAGUCAUUAUUAAAAUCCAUUGGACAAAGACCACUGGGAGAUCAUCAAAAUCAGAGCUACCUUCAAACUGCAAGUGACGUGCCUGGGGGUCACAACCUGGAUCCCUCUGCAAACUACAAUUCCCCAAAGUUUCGCUCAAGGAAUCAGAGCUAUAUGAGAGCAGUGAGCACGCUCAGUCAGGCCAGCUGUGUUAGUCAGAUGAGUGAAGCAGAGGUUAAUGGGCAAUUUGAAUCGGUGUGUGAAUCAGUGUUUAGUGAAGUUGAAGCUCAGGCAAUGGAUGCCCUUGACCUCCCUGGAUGUUUCCGAACAAGAAGCCACAGUUACUUGCGUGCCAUUCAGGCAGGCUAUUCCCAAGAUGAUGAAUGUAUACCUGCGAUGGCAUCUUCCAACAUCACCUCAACUAUCAGGUCAACCACAGCUGUAACUUACACAAGUUACAAAAAAACCCCACCACCGGUACCCCCACGUACCACAUCCAAGCCACUGAUCUCAGUGACGGCCCAGAGCAGCACAGAGUCCACCCAGGAUGCAUACCACGACAGCCGGGCCCAGCGGAUGUCCCCAUGGCCCCAGGACGGGCGAGGGAUGUACAACUCCACAGACAGCUUGGACAGCAACAAGGCCAUGAACCUCGCCUUGGAGACUGCAGCUGCCCAGCGCCACGUGUCGGAGAGUGCCUCCAUCCGAACCAGCGACAAGGCCAUCCUGGUGACUAAAGCAGAGGAGUUCCUUAAGAGCCGGCGUUCCUCCAUAGGGAUCCAGGUGGAAACAGCAACCGAUUCAGAUACUGAGAGCAGAGGCCUGCGGGAAUACCACUCUGUUGGAAUACAAGUGGAAGAUGAAAAACGACAUGGACGAUUUAAGCGCUCAAACAGUGUGACAGCAGCUGUCCAGGCUGACCUGGAGCUGGAGGGCUUCCCAGGACAUAUCACUAUGGAGGACAAGGGACUUCAGUUUGGCUCAUCCUUCCAGCAGCACUCAGAGCCCAGCACCCCCACCCAAUACAGCGCAGUGAGAACUGUACGGACACAGGGACUGUUCAGUUACAGAGAAGAUUACAGGACCCCAGUUGACACCUCAAACCUUCCACCACCAGAGCCCUGGCUGGAGCCAGCCAUUGAGACGGUAGAGACUGGUCGGAUGUCUCCUUGUCGACGGGACGGUUCUUGGUUUAUGAAGUUGCUACAUACUGAAACUAAGAGAAUGGAGGGAUGGUGUAAGGAAAUGGAAAGAGAGGCAGAAGAAAACGAUCUUUCUGAGGAAAUCCUAGGCAAGAUCCGAAGUGCUGUUGGAAGUGCUCAGCUCCUCAUGUCUCAGAAAUUCCAGCAGUUUUAUUGGCUCUGUCAGCAAAAUCUGGACCCGAGUGCCAUGCCGAGACCAACUUCCCAGGACCUGGCAGGUUUCUGGGACUUACUGCAGCUCUCAAUUGAAGAUGUCAGCAUGAAGUUUGAUGAACUGCACCAGUUGAAACUCAAUGAAUGGAAAAUAAUAGAAUCACCUGAAAGGAAGCCAACUGGUUGGUGGAUGGAAGAAAGAAAGGUUCCUCCUCCUGUACCAAAGAAGCCCCCAAAAGGAAAAUUCCCCAUCACAAGAGAAAAAUCUCUGGACCUACCCGACAGGCAGCGACAAGAAGCCAGAAGGCGGCUCAUGGCUGCCAAGAGAGCAGCCUCUUUCCGGCAGAAUUCAGCCACAGAGCGUGCAGACAGCAUCGAGAUAUACAUCCCAGAGGCUCAAACCCGGCUUUAAAGACAGAAUGCUGCAGAGUACCUUUUUUAGACAAAAUGCUUGUACAGUUUGUCACUUACCUGGUAAUUUUUGUCUCAUUCUCUCCAUAAAUAUGCCCUUGCUGUUGUGUUCUUUGUGCCAUAAGCACAGUGGAAUGCUUUUGAUUUUCUCAGAAUUUGCUGAGCUCACCGCAAGAACGACUUCUUUUGUAUUUAUUGUCUGACUUACAAUCAGCUACAAUGGAUAGGGCUUGUUGAGACCUGACUUAUCCAGUAUAUUCUCAGAGGACAACAAGAAACACCUCUUGAGAUGGAACCCAGCUUACUUUUUUGUUAUUUAUAUUUUUAUAAAAUGUGUGAUAAUUAGGGAUAAGAAUAACAAACUAUCAAUGGGUGCAUCUCACCAUUCACUAGAGGCAUUAGCUAAUCCAAGUAGAAGGUGCUACAAACGUAAAGAGCAGGAAAGAAAGAACCCAUUUCUCUCUCUGACCUCCAGUUUCUUUUCCCAGAACCCAGCUAAAAUAUUUACCCAUGUGCUCUGCCACUCUUCUCAUCUUUGUUACCGCAGAAUAAUAUUAGGCCUCUCAUGUCGUGUCACGUUUCUGGAGAUGAACAGGGAUAUCCAGCCACUAAAACUCCAAAGUUCAUCAGAAACCAAGAAGCGUACAAGUCUGGUGGUGUUGGGAAUGCCCACUGAGAAACGUUUGCUGUUAGCAGUAUGACGACACUCUGAAACCUAAGCAAAAUUAUAAUGCAAGAGGACUUGAGUGAUGGGUGAAAGGAAAACGGAAGCCUUAAAAAGUUAGAUCUUCUGUAGCAAGAUGUGUAAAGAAAAAGUUAUACUUACUCCUUUGGAACACUCAUCGCAUUUUUAACAGUUCUUUUAUGUGUUAACGUUUAUUUUAUGAUCCUCUCUUUUCUUUCAAGAGCUGCGCUACAUGUAAUACUUCAAACUCUCAAAACGUUCUAUCAAUUGAGUUUCCAGGGUAUCCUUGAGAAAAAAAAAAAAAUCUUGCUUGUUUAAAAUGCCAGUUGUGAUGUUGUAAACAGUUUAAGAAAUAUGAAUGUGAGUGGUGAGUAAAUCUAAGUUUAAAUGGUUAUGUUAAGGUAAAGGUGAACUGUGGUUUACAGUUGUAUUUUUUUUAGAACUAUUUUUCUAUGCAGUAUCAGUUACAGCAAGAAAAAGCUUCUUGCUUGCUUCACAUGUAACAAACAUGACUCAAGAGGUAAUUGAUUUCCAGCCAUGGAAUAUAUGGAAAAUAAUAAUAUAUUUUCAAGCCUCUCGCUAUUAUUAGAGAAGUAGUGACUACCACAAUCCAGAGGCUUUGGUUUAAAAUAAACUAAGAUAGAAAUAUUCCACUUCACCUACCUUCCAGAGCCACCCGAGCAACCCAGCACUUAGAAGUCUUCAGGUGAAGACGCAAUAAGAUAUGUAACCCAGAAACUCCGACUCCAAGGUUUGAAAGCUCCUCUGUACUACUUUAGGUCCAAACAGUGUUAACACACCAAGACAGACAGCCGCAUCUACCACAUUUCCUGUUUACCUGCUUUAACAAAUGCAAUGUAUUUAAUGUAUUUAGCCAUAGGCAGAACAGCUAUUAAAUUAUACUAUAGCACUUUGGUUCUUCACCUGAUGAGCACUUUAAAUCCACGUCCCACACACCCUCCAGCCUGACAGAUGACUGAAAACGUGAAUUAUCAUAGGUUAUGCAGAUCUGACAUUGCUUCUAAUCUGUUUUGCCUUGGUUCUAUAUAUUUUUUUUUCCUUUUUCUUCUUUUUUUUUCCUACAGCGUGUAGUACGAAGCAUGAGUUCUGUCUUUGGAGCACAGCUGAUAAAGCGUGUUUAGCUUCAAGAUGGGAAUCUUUAGAGAUGAGGUUUUGAGAUGUUUCUGUGAGGAGAAAGCCCUGUAAAUUGAGCCUGAUAUCUGGUAUAUACUUUACCAAAUAGCCUUAAACUACGUUUGGAAGCAAAAACCAAGACGAAUGUAUAUCCCUCAAAAAUGAAAAAAAGAAAAAAAAAGAAAAAAAAAAAAAAGAAAAAACCCUGAAAUAUUCUUCUAUGGAUAAAAACAUUAUCUUUCCCAUCCCUCAUGUUUUCAAGGCAUUUUCUAUAAAGGAAAGAGCUGAAUUCUGGGUAGGGUACAAUAUCGAUGCUAAUUCCUGUAUUUGUUUUACUAUUUUAAAUACAAAUGUACUUGCAGACAUUGGCAUCUUUAGUGUUGAAAACAGGUGUAUUAUUUAAUGUGGAGCUGCUAAUUAGAAAUAUCCACAUAAAACUAGAGCCUUUCCUAGGUUAAGGAAAUUUAAAAUAGGCACACACACCUAUAUCUAUAUAAAUAUAGAGCUGCGGUAUACAUAUAUGGCAGCUGAUACAUUUUCUCUGAUUUCCCUUAUUCUUCACACGUGACUUACCUGCUUGAAAACCCCCACCUGCAGGGACGGGUCAUGCUAUUAAGACAAAUAAAAUCUAAUCCUGCUGGUAACUAGACUUUGGAGACAAAUGGUGAAAAAAAAAAAACCCACAAAGAUUAUAGAUUUAUUUAGAUCACAGUUGACUUAAUAAUGCUGACUUGGAGCAGUCCAUAUAAGUUUUUAAUUGAGAAUCAUAUUUUGAUAUUUUUUUAUAUGUUACCAUGAUACUGGAUGUUCUCAGGCAAAAAUAGGCCUGCAGAAAUGAUACCAACCUUUGAUGUAUUUUACCAUAUUUCCCAUGCCAUUAUGAGAAAAUGUUCAAUAUAAGUUUUGGAUACGUGUGAUUUCUUUUUGUUCCACCUUUGUUUUAAAAAAGAAGAAAGAAAAAAAAAGGAAAUCAAAAUUAAAUUCGAUGCUUACUGAAAGAUUUGAUAAUAUGUUAUCUGUGCAUGUUAUAUUUCAAAGUGCAAUAUAUUAAAUUCUUGUACAGGUAACAUUCUAUCAUUACAGGCAGAUAAGCCAUUACUAUCUACAUACUGUACAUCUGGUUAAUUUAGAAAAAUAACAUUAUGCUUAUCAUACUUGUGUUGCAGAUAAAUCAAAUUGCUUCGGUCCCCAGCUUGAGAAACACAGCACGUGGUACCUUAACAUGAUCUUAACAGAUCAAUUGUAAUCUGACUCCCCAGCAUUCAAAAUAAGAUUUAGUUACAAAACCAGUGUGGGAAGAACAUAACUAAACACAAAGAGAGAAAGUAGAAUACUUUCUGCUAAUGGACGUAGAAUGGCCUGGGUUGAAAAGGACCACAAUGAUCAUCGAGUUUCAACCCCCCUGCUAUGUGCAGGGUCGCCAACCACCAGACCAGGCUGCCCAGAGCCACAUCCAGCCUGGCCUUGAAUGCCUCCAGGGAUGGGGCAUCCACAACCUCCUUGGGCAACCUGUUCCAGUGCGUAUCCACCCUCUGUGUGAAAAACUUCUUCCUAGUAUCCAACCUAAACCUCCCCUGUCUCAGUUUAAAACCAUUCCCCCUUGUCCUAUUACCAUCCACCCUCAUAAACAGCCAUUGCCCCUCCUGUUUAUACACUCCCUUAAAGUACUGGAAGGCUGCAAUGAGGUCUCCCCGCAGCCUUCUCUUUUCCAAGCUCAACAAGCCCAGUUCCCUCAACCUUUCCUCAUAGGAGAGGUGCUCCAGCCCUCUGAUCAUCUUAGUGGCCCUCCUCUGGACCCACUCCAAGAGGUCCACGUCCUUCCUGGAGUACGUUCAUGGAGUCCUUCAUGGAGUACAUCCACACAGAACAGCUGGAAAUAGCAAAAUAGCAUUUAAUUGAAUGCUGAUUGAACUAAUACUUAUUUUCACUGAUUAAAAUUAUAGAAAGUCUCCAUUCAUUUCUUCAUUGCCUGUAAAACACAAGUAUAAUAAACAGAAUUGUAAAGAUUUAAAUUAAGAAAAGCCUGACUGGUGAAAUUGUUGUUAUCUGCCAUACUUACUUUUGCUUUGUAUAUUUUUUUCAGAUUUGAAAUUCUUUGUAAAUUGGUGAAGUACAUUAUGGAGUGUUUUAUUAUUUCUUGUCGACCUGAUCGGAAUGGCCUUUGGCAGCGUACAAAGACUAAUCAUGUUGUAUAGUUUAAUACCAAAAAAUUACAUUUGAAUUCAUGCUUAUACUUUGUCACUAUGUUAGACUUGAGAUAACCAGGAAGGAAUUAAAGCGUGCAUAGGAAGUUGUGUGGAUUUCCUGUCUAUAUAGUACAUUUCAUAUAAUAGAAAUUAUUUGUUUUAAAAUAAGCCCGUGUUUCCUGCUGUAUCAGUAAAUUAAUAACCUAGUUUCUACUCCUUUGGCACUGCAUCUAGAAUAAAGCGAGGGAAUGUGGGGUCAUUUGGUGGUUUUGCAAGGAGAAUACUUUCUCCCUAGGUGUCCAUGUGCCAUAAGUGACCUGCGGUCUCUCCAGGCCCUGCUGAGAUCCAUGGGAUGCAUCCCCCCAGAUCCGCUCGUCUCAGCCAUUGCGUCCAAUCCCUGAAGCUUGCCCAAGCCAGUCUGUGGGUUUGGUGUCCUCACUGGCAUUACGGCACCAAUGCUGGGGACACAUCAGAUGCCAACCCAACAGGGGAUGGUUCAUGAACGGUCACGCAAGGUCUGAGUUUGGGCUGGUAGCUCCAGGUGCCCAGGAGUGUGAGCUGGAAAGCUGUGGUAUCCUGUGGAGCAGGAGCCUUUUUAUGAGGCAGUGUUGGAAUGAAGUGUGAAGCAGUGUUACUCCCAUUGCUAUUCCCAGAGCAAUUACCUUGUGGUGAUAGCACUGGUGAGCUACAUUCCAGGUGAGGAGUAUCAGUAAACCCUUCAAUGUCUAGAGAGGUGCUUCCUGGUGGCCAGCAGGUUGAUGCUUACAUUUACACAGUGCCUUUCAUCCAGAAGGAUCUCCAAGCACUUUAUUAGAGGACAUGCAAACUUCAGGCUGGGCUCCAGCAGGCAGUUCCCCUGCCCACAGCUGGAUGCUGGCCUGGAGAGCAGUAGGGAUGAGGGCCCUCCUGCCUGUCCCCACACUGCCGGGGAGUUUCCUUCCACAUCACCCUCCUAGCACCUAGAGGAGACUUUCCUGGUCCACACCUGUGCCAAAUGGGUAGUGGAGACUUGAUGAGCCAGGAGGAAAACCUGAGCAAAGCAGAGGAGAGGAGAGAGCACUGCUGAUCUUGUACACAGGGACAGAAUCAAAUUAUGUUUCUGGAACAACCUUUGCCUUUUCUAUUUGUGAUGGCCUGAGGUCGUGGUGAUGAAGGAGCUCCACUGGGAGGGUGCCAUCUAUCGGCAGGUGCAGGAGCUGAGCCCUUGCUCUGAGAUCUUAGUAAGCCUCUCCUUCACAAACGCAUCCUCCCACAGCUUUUUUGGCCAGAGAGAUAGGCCUGGGGCAUGCGAUGCAAAAGCAGCCUUCAUGUAUUUCACAACUUCCAAGUGUCCAGUUCUCUCCCCUUCUUCCCUCUAGCCAAGGUAGCACAAGAGAGAACAUGGAGCACAAGAAGGAAUUAGGCAUAAGGAUUAUGCUUAGGUUCAGGCAAUUGCUCUGAAGAAAUGCUCAGCUCUAAUGCUAAGGGUUCUUUGUGCAACAGAGCAAUGGUGACAUCUCUUAGUACUGUGAGGAGGGGCAGAAUAGAGGCAGCUCUUUCACACUGCAGAGAACUGAAGGAUAUAUACAUAUAUAUGUAUACAUAAAAUAAUUUUUCAGUGUUCCAGUUCACAUGUGGUUGGACCCAGGAAUCACUGUCAGUAAUCACAUUCUUGCAGACCGUGUCUCUUCCUUGCAGCUUGGCUAUGGCACUGCCAAUGUGCCACAUCCCAUGGCCCAUCUGCACCAUGUUCACCUUCAGGGAACAUCUUUUGGGAACAGCUGUUUUAUGGCAUACUCAUAUGCAUACACAGGCUCCUGGCAAGAAUUCAGCCCUCUGUAUACACAGAAAUUGCUUAAUUUUUCUUUAUAAUGCAGCUACCUCUGUGGUGUAAUGCUGCAGCUGUUUAACUACAUAAUAGGCUGUUCAGGACAGCAACUAUAAAACUGAAAUUGAAAUGGAAACUUGCCCAAAAGAGAAUUUGGACAGAAUACUAAGGUUGAUUCAACUCCCCUUAACAAAAUAAAAUUCUAAUAGCUGCAAAAGGCCAUGACAUUCAUUAUAUCUAAAACCAUAUUCCAGAUUCCUUCUUAUUAAGCGUAUAUUGCAUUUCAUAAAUGAUGAUCACAGUAAAAGACUGCUUGUUCACGGCCCCACCUUUCCACACGUGGAUGUUCCUACCAUUACCAUUCAUUGAUGAAACAGAAUGGGGCUUCUGAAGUCAGAUCAUAGAUAACAUUAAUUGGUGUGUCUACAGAGUUUGCACCUGAACUGAGCAAACCCAGAACAGUGUUCAUCAGCUGGCAAUUUAAUUCUCUAUUCUAUUAAGGCCAAACUGUUAUUUUUCUAAAUUGGUGUUGCUGGAGAGGAUUUUUUAUGUCUCUAAUACAAAAUACAAAUAUAAUACAAAUACUAAUAGGAAAACAUGAAUAUUUUCACUAACGUUAAAUGAGGGGGAAGUUUGUUUGAAUGUAUGGUCAUUAUUCACCAACACAGCCUGUUAGCGAGGAUUUUACUUCUCCUUUCCUUAUUCUUCUCUCGUUCAGCACAGUGUUCUCCAUUAUUAAAGCUAAACUAUUAAAGUUG
Messenger RNA from Gallus gallus (chicken), 9934 nucleotides. RefSeq names its product DLG associated protein 2 (gene DLGAP2). Gene Ontology annotation, biological process: signaling. Gene Ontology annotation, molecular function: molecular adaptor activity. The record is from RefSeq and is a predicted model, not a curated record. The transcript has 16 exons. The coding region runs from base 456 to 3365 and encodes 969 amino acids. Gene Ontology annotation, cellular component: glutamatergic synapse; postsynaptic specialization. NCBI's taxonomy places the organism in Eukaryota, Metazoa, Chordata, Aves, Galliformes, Phasianidae.